Molecule: messenger RNA, 1369 nt
Organism: Danio rerio (zebrafish)
Lineage: Eukaryota; Metazoa; Chordata; Actinopteri; Cypriniformes; Danionidae
Source: RefSeq, a predicted model, not a curated record
UGUAGUUUUCCUAACUCUAGUUUCCCGUUGAGACGCACAUUAAGCAUACAAUAUAAGGACUACAGUACCCAGCAUUCAGUGCGAGAGCGGCGUCUGCGUUUAAACGUGUUUAAGAGAGGCUUGAUGGGAUGCCAGGUGUAGUUAAUGUUUCAGCUAUGAACAAUCCCGACCAAGCCGUGGCUGAAGCUCUGGAUCAGUUCUGCAACGCCCGGGAGCAAACAUACGAGCAGUUCCUGUCCACUUUCACGUACCUGACUCCAGAGAAUGUGAGGGAUCUGCGUUUGACUGCUCCUGGAGGACAUAGAGACUUGUCCCGUAGAGAGAUGGACAGCAGCCGAGAGCGACAACGAGUGGAGGAGGUGACAAUGAUGGAGGAGAGCAUGCACCGACGGAUGGGACAGGCCAACCGCUGCUCACCGACUGCUGAUCAGGAAGAGAUGCUGCUGGAUGGCGGUUGUGUUGGAGGAAGGCUGGGCGGCCAAUCAGGCUCUGCUCCAGAAAGACCCGUGAAGUUUGAUAAUUAUUUGGGAGAUUCUGAGGAUGAAGAGGAAACCACUGAUGCUACAGGUACAUGUGCACUACCAGGUGAGAUUGAAGAAGAGCUGAUAGCUGUCUCCUCUCCAUCACUCUGUCACCACACACUGCUGGAGAUCUCCUCUACUUUCACAGACCACAGGACACACACUCCCAUUGCCGCAGAGAAUCAGGAUGAAAAUGACGAGGUUGUUCCUUUCCACCUGGACGAGGACUUCGAUUACGAUAAUGUUGUGCUUUCUCACAAAUACGUGAUCCAGGAACAGAACAGCAGACCGUCUUGACCUGUGAAUGAAUGUCAGUGUGGCACAAGCUUCUAACAGCUGGUUUUACAGCCUUAAUACAAUCCAAAAUGUUUUUAUUCUGUCAAAGUAGGAAGACCGUUUGCUGUUUUGAGUGUUAAUUGAAACUUUUUUUCUGUUAAUUAACAGUUUCCAUAUUUUGUGAUUACACAAGCGUUUAUUUACGGUUGUGAAUUGCAUUAUGGGAGCUUGAUCUCUGCUCUGUCGACUUUUGAUGUUGAAAAUGUAAUUCUACACUUUAACAAAGUGACUAUCAUUGAUGUUUUAGUAGUUUGAAAUGGGAAAUAUCGAGGAAUAAGUCUGUCAAAUAACAGAAGAUGUACUGGCAUUACAAGGUUUUUGUAGUGUAAUUUCCUGCACCAAUACAGACAAUAUAUCACUUUAAACUAUUCAAAACAUAAAUAAAAGUCACUUUUCAAACUUUUAAAGGUUAAAAGUUGAUGGAGGAAAGAUGAAGGUGCAAUUCAAAUGCAUAAAUAAGCAGAAAAAUAAAAACUUGAAUCACAAAAUAAAGAAAACUGCUGUUUUAUGAA